CCCACGCGUGGUGGGGCGCAGGCCUGGAGACUCUGCGGACCGACUCACGGGAUGCCGUGGGGACGAAGCCGGGGCCGGAGAAGGGAAGACAUCCUGGAACAGGUGGCCAGGUGCGGAGAGCCUUCAUUUCACAGGAACUCAGGCCAGGAGGGGGCGGGGAACUAAAGCCAUCGAGCGAUCCGUGGGACCUCACACUCCCGAGCCUCUCGGGGAGCUCAGUCUGGGCGAGGUGGUCCAGGGCCACUCCUUCCACCGCCACCAUGAAGCUGGACUGGACGGCCCGGCCCCGCUCGCUCCUCGUCUUCUUGCUGUCACAGCUGACUCUGCCAGGAGAUGGCAACGAGGGCAGCGUCGUUGGAAGUUGUCUCUGUGAUAAGAUAAUCCCCUCUGGCCCCCGACCAGAGGUUAAGUUAAUGGAUCAUAUGCGAAAAUAUCUGAAAGCCUUCGACCGCUGUCCAUUCUACAUCAGGUUCCAUCUACAUUCCCGCAAAGUUUGUGGGGGCAGCAAAGAGCCCUGGGUUCAAGAAUUGGUGAGCUGCUUUGAGCACAAAGAGUGUGGAAGUGUUCAUUGGAAGAAACUGAUUGACUGGAAGCAUUUGCCUCCCCCCAGCACCCUGAUUCCCAAGCCCACAGAGGCAGCACCUCCAGACAAGAGCACUCUUGCCCAGUUUUGGCCUACCCAGCAGUCCACCCUCCCACCGGGGCCACUGCCUUCAGACAACCAGUUCACCCUCCUCAGUGAAACCACUACUCCCACUUCAGCCUAUAGUGUUGGAGCUGUGCCUGAAGCUGCAGGGAACCAUAAGCAGCAGGGAGAAAACAGAGCUGCUACAGCUAGCAGCACAUCAGCUGUGGUGCCAGUGCUGUCCCUUCUGGCCAUCACCUUCAUCCUCACUGGAGUCCUCUUCUUUGUGCUAUGCAAGAGGAAGAGGAAGAAGUCAGAAAAGUGCUCCUCAGAUUUGCAGCUCCAAUGUACACUUGUGACACCAGACCCCAACACACCUGAGCCACAAAUGGAAGCCUAUAAGAGUACAGACUGAGCUGCUGUGGAAGCUAGGGAAGAUGGGCAUACAAGUGAUCUACCACUAGGGUGUACUCCAGACCCUUUUUUGUUGUUGUUGUUGGUUGUAGGGCUUGAACUCCAGUGCCAUCCCUCAGUUCUUCAGCUCAAGAUUAGCA
Molecule: messenger RNA, 1179 nt
Organism: Dipodomys spectabilis (banner-tailed kangaroo rat)
Lineage: Eukaryota; Metazoa; Chordata; Mammalia; Rodentia; Heteromyidae
Gene: Cxcl16
Product: C-X-C motif chemokine ligand 16
Exons: 6
Coding region: 261-1040 (259 amino acids)
Biological process (GO): positive regulation of cell migration; response to tumor necrosis factor; T cell chemotaxis
Molecular function (GO): low-density lipoprotein particle receptor activity; scavenger receptor activity; chemokine activity
Source: RefSeq, a predicted model, not a curated record